Trichoplusia ni (cabbage looper) is the source of this 1619-nucleotide messenger RNA. It is a transcript of the gene nudE, whose product is annotated as nuclear distribution protein nudE homolog 1-like. Lineage: Eukaryota; Metazoa; Arthropoda; Insecta; Lepidoptera; Noctuidae. Gene Ontology annotation, molecular function: microtubule binding. The coding region runs from base 357 to 1202 and encodes 281 amino acids. Gene Ontology annotation, cellular component: kinetochore; centrosome; kinesin complex. The transcript is spliced from 7 exons. Gene Ontology annotation, biological process: microtubule nucleation; mitotic centrosome separation; vesicle transport along microtubule. The record is from RefSeq and is a predicted model, not a curated record.
UGUACUCCUAAACUUUCCAAAUUAUGUUUGCGGCUGUAAAUCCCAUAGUUCAAAUUGAACGUUAAUUGACACUAUUUUUUUUUCCGAGUUGUCAUUGUCGACUUUUGGUAGCCAUUUUAAUUUCAUUGGGAAUACAAUUCACUUGUUUUGGGUUUUUAACGACGAAGUUGUGUCACUUUUUGUGUUUUAACGGCUGACUAGUGUAAAAAACGAAAGGAAUUUUAAUAAAAACUAAGUUGACACGGAAAAGUUGCAAAAAUAAUAUCUGCGCAAUAGUUUGAAACCUGUAACGUUAUUUUGUUAUGAUUCGUUAAACAUCCUUGGAAUCUCGUUAUUGAAAGUCAAUUGUUGGAAACAUGGAAUAUCCAAGACAGUCAGAUUCUGAAACUCUCGAAUAUUGGAAGAAACAGGCCAAGUACUACGAGCAAAAGGUUAUUGAUACACAACAAGAAUUAGAUGAGUACACAGAAAAUUCAGCAUCACUCGAAAAAGAGUUAGAAGCAUCAUUAGAACAAGUUGAGAGACAAAACAAAGAUCUGGAAAAUCAGAACCAGCGGCUGAAGAAUGAAAUAGAAACUAACAAAUUGGAAAGGAGUCAACAUGAAACAAAUGCUUUGGAAAAUGAACUGCAAGCUUUAAAAAUAGAUAAAGAUAAACAAGGAGUUUAUAUCAGAGAGUUAGAACAGAAAAAUGAUGAUCUGGAAAGAGGUCAGAGAGUAAUAUCAGAAUCUGUAUCAUACAUAGAAUCAAUGUUGAACCAAGCAUAUGAAAGGAAUGCUGUUCUGGAGAGUGAGGUAGAUGAAAUUGAGAACUUGAGGAUCAGGUUGCAGAGAGCGACAGAUGAAGCCAGAGAUCUGAAGCAAGAACUGAAAGUAAUGGAAAAAGUUCCAAAACCAAAGAAAGGUGAUGAAAGUACUGAAAGCUCAUUAGUCAAUGGACAUAUUUCCAAUCCAUCCCGAACUCAAGUUGAAAUUGAAACUCAGACUUCCCUUAUGUCACCACAAAAACGUGAAAUAAAUGGUAACGCAAUGACACCAUCAUCACGAGUAACAGCCAUCAACAUAGUCGGCGAUCUACUCCGUAAAGUGGGGGCUUUGGAAUCAAAGUUAGCGUCGUGUCGCGGUACAGUUAGACCUAAAGAACAUUCACCAAAUUCCGCAUCGGAUGUCAAUAAGGACUACAGGUGUGUACUCAAGAACUAGAUACGUCCCCAAAUCAUCAUCAGAUCUGUGUCGUGACGUGCCGCCGCAGCGUUAGCUUUUAUCAUAAUGUGAUACUUUGUCAAGCGAAUCUUUAAACAUCGCUUCUAGUUAACCUUGCUGAUCAUAAAAAAUACACUCGAUUACUGUGAUCGUUAUCACAUUUUCCUAAUUUUACUAAUAUCUGUGAUGAUAAUGAAAUAGUUUAGGAUCGGUAUAUCUAUGUGAACGGUUUUGGCCUACCCACCGCAGAAUUAGCACCGUGUGAAUUGCCGCAAACCUUGUUGCUUCUAUUUUCACGCAAAACGUGUUGUUUCUAUACAUGAAUAAAAAAAUAUAAUAAUCGUCCAUCUUUAUCCUGUAAAGGGAGUUAUUAUACCGUAGUUGACGGUAACAUAUUGUAGAUCUAAUGUUUGGUCG